AUGAAUUCCUUGUGUCGGACAUUCGAUUAUGAUACAUUAUCUAAACGAUGUCGACUAUUUGAAGGUGAAAUAACAACUGGUCAAGUGAAUAGAUCAGCAUCUAUCCCACCAACAUCAAGAGUAAGUAGUAUUGCAUAUACACAACAACUUUAUUUAGCCUAUUACCAAACAUGUGAUCGAUGUCAAGUAAAUCGAUAUUUAUUAUGUAUUAAUAAUACUUGUCAAUGUCUCCCACAUACAUAUUGGAAUGGAUAUAUGUGUUUAAAUGAAGGAUACGACGGUGCAUCAUGUCAGAAUGAUGAAUGGUGUAGAACUAAUAAAAAUCUUACAUGUUCUUCAUCUUAUUUAUGUGGUGAGUUUGUACACUGA
This is a messenger RNA of Didymodactylos carnosus, 369 nucleotides long. Lineage: Eukaryota; Metazoa; Rotifera; Eurotatoria; Philodinida; Philodinidae. The record is from the annotation of a GenBank genome assembly.